CGCGAUCAGUGUCGACGCGUCCACUGCACGCGUCGCUCCGCGCUCAGCAAGUGUGUAUAUAUAUAGUAUAAAAUCAGACGUGUAUUAAUUAUAAUCGUUAUUAAUCCUCCGUCCAGUGCGCCGCUCGUGUCGUUUUUUUUUUCGUUGUUGUCGUUAAUAAUUAAUUCACAAUUAUGGCUAUCGAGGACUAUCAAGACAUCGUGGCCAACGUCGCGAUGGUAUCCACCAUGGGCCACAUGCUGUCCGGCACGUUCAUCUGCCGAGACAUUUACAACAAGGGCACGGCCAAAGGAUGCGACCCGAUGCCGUUCGUCGGCGGCAUAGGAAUGUGCGUCUUGAUGCUGCAGUACGCGCUGAUACUGCGCGACCCCACCAUGAUCAACGUCAAUCUCUUCGGCAUAGCCACGAACGUCGCCUACAUGGUCUUCUAUUACGCUUACACGCCGGAGAAGAUGUCGACGCUGACCGUACUGGCCAAGGCGACGCUCUUCGUGGCCGUGAUACUGGGCUACGCUCAGCUGGAGGACAAGGAGCUGGUCGAGUUCCGUUACGGCGUGCUGACCACGGCACUCUUCUUGUUCUUGGUCGGCUCGCCCCUCAUGCACAUUGGAGAAAUAAUCAAGACCAAGAGCACGGCUAUGCUUCCGUUUCCACUAAUAUUCAUGGGCACGAUCGUGGCCUUCCAGUGGCUCGUUUACGGCUUGAUAAUAAACAAUGCCUUCAUCAUAUUCCAAAACGGAGUUGCCUUCACGCUUUCGCUGGCCCAGUUGUCGCUGUUCGCGAUAUACCCGUCGAAGCCGGUAGAGAGCAGCGCCGAGACCGAUAAAAAGAAAGAUUAAGAAGAGCUGGGAAUCUUUCGCAUUUUUCGACUUUCAAAGUCUUUCGAUUACCAUUGAUUCAUUUAUUACGUUUAAUCGUUGAAUAUAUUAUGUGCCUGUGCGCGCGCGCGUGUACUCGGGUAUAUCGUUUUUUUAGAGAUAAUUAAAGUUAUAUUUUUACACGUAAAGAGAAAUGUAACGCAAAAAAUGUUGCUAUUAAAUUGUAUGAAAAGGUCGAUAUAUUUA
Molecule: messenger RNA, 1064 nt
Organism: Trichogramma pretiosum
Lineage: Eukaryota; Metazoa; Arthropoda; Insecta; Hymenoptera; Trichogrammatidae
Product: sugar transporter SWEET1
Exons: 6
Coding region: 174-839 (221 amino acids)
Biological process (GO): carbohydrate transport
Cellular component (GO): membrane
Molecular function (GO): sugar transmembrane transporter activity
Source: RefSeq, a predicted model, not a curated record